Blastomyces dermatitidis ER-3 is the source of this 3182-nucleotide messenger RNA. Its product is annotated as autophagy-like protein 4. The coding region runs from base 494 to 1978 and encodes 494 amino acids. The record is from RefSeq and is a predicted model, not a curated record. Gene Ontology annotation, molecular function: protein-phosphatidylethanolamide deconjugating activity. NCBI's taxonomy places the organism in Eukaryota, Fungi, Ascomycota, Eurotiomycetes, Onygenales, Ajellomycetaceae. The transcript is spliced from 4 exons.
GAUACGGAUGUCUUUAUUCUGAAUAGGUGCUUAGAUAGAUUAAAUUCCAUUCAUCGUCAUGAUUGUGUGUUUCUCUUCGUUGUUCCCUGCAUAUGGUUUCUUGCAGCUAGUUAUGUGUGUAUGGAGGAUGACUCUGCGCCAGGCUGCAAGAGUCCGAAAAAUCAACGAUUUCUGCUUGCAGCGGCUCCAUGCGAAGGAUCAUUGUUAGUUACUUUUUGUUUUGCAUGAGUUGUAUUUUACAUUAAGUUUGUACUUUUCCGUUGCCUUUCGUUGUUUGCAAUUAUAGGUCUUGGUCAUAAAUUACGUCUUUGUCGCAUCAAGUCCAGCUAUAACUACGGAGUACAGAUAUAUAUAUAUAUAUAUAUAUGUAUAUCUCGUCAGGUGUUCUACGUACAACCCUCCAUAAACACCGCCACUGAUAUUGACCGACCCUACCCCGUCGGUUACCGCCAACAUCCAUGGGGUAUUAAUAUAGUCUAAACCGUCAGCCGUCAUGAAUAACGUUGAUAUCGGAAAGUACAAGAGAAUCGUGCAAUACUUCUGGGAUCCUGAGCCUAAGAAUGACGAUGAACCCGGCUCCCCCAUCUGGUGUCUGGGGCGAGUUUACCAGCCACUGACUCCCCCGCAACCACAACCGCAACCACAAUCACCACAGACCCAGGAGGAUGAUAACAAGACGCGGGAUGAACAUAGAAAUGAUUCAGAUCAGACAACAAAUGCAGUAGCUACGAGGCCACCAGAUAAUGGUCCCCGCCUAAAUAGCCAGGUGCCGCUUUUCGCAAACCACCAUGGAUCCACCACAGCAAACCCACCAGGACAACAAGGGCAGCAGGACUGGCCAGCGGCCUUCCUAGAUGACUUCGAGUCGAAGAUAUGGCUCACGUAUCGGUCUAGCUUCCCGCUGAUUCCAAAGUCUAGCGACCCCAACGCUGCGUCGGCCAUGACGCUGGGCGUUCGCCUCAGAAGCCAACUGGUUGAUCCGCAGGGAUUUACAACAGAUACAGGAUGGGGUUGUAUGAUUCGAUCGGGACAGAGCUUGCUUGCAAAUGCGCUGGCGAUAUUAUUUUUAGGUCGAGAGUGGAGACGGGGCACCAAAGUAAAGGAAGAAAGCAAUUUACUCUCGCUAUUUGCCGAUGAUCCGAGGGCCCCCUUCUCAAUUCACAGAUUCGUGGAGCAUGGAGCUUCUGCGUGCGGAAAAUAUCCUGGGGAAUGGUUUGGCCCGUCUGCCACAGCAAGAUGCAUACAAGCACUAUCGAGCGAAUGCAAACACGCCGGUCUAAACGUCUACGUCACAAGUGAUGGCUCAGACGUCUACGAAGAUCGAUUCCGGGCAAUAGCCAGCGGAGGCGGCACAGGCACAAGCACAGAUAUCCGCCCCACCUUAAUCCUCCUCGGAAUCAGACUGGGCAUCGACCGCGUCACGCCCGUAUACUGGGAAGCGCUCAAGGCCGUGUUGAAAUACCCACAGGCCGUAGGGAUAGCAGGCGGCCGCCCCUCUUCCUCCCACUACUUCAUCGGCGCGCAAGGCUCCCACUUCUUCUACCUGGACCCGCACCACACCCGCCCUGCCCUCCCCUACCACGUCCCCGUCGACCAACAGUACACCGACGAGGAGCUGAACACCUACCACACGCGCCGGCUGCGGCGGCUGCACAUCAAGGACAUGGAUCCUAGUAUGCUAAUUGGCUUCCUGAUCCGCGACGAGGAUGACUGGGAUAACUGGAAGCGGAACGUGCGCGGUGGUGCGGUAACUGGGAAUGGGAAAGCGAUCAUUCAUGUUUUUGAUAAGGAGACGUCACCGUUUGGUGGGCAUGGGUCGGAGAGGGAAGGGGCUGUUGAUGAGGUUGAGGCGUUGGAUGAAUAUGAUGACGAUGAUGAUGAAUGUGACGAUUGCGACGAACGCGUUGACGGCGAUGAGAGGAGCAUCCGCGACGACGAUGUUGGGGAUAGCCCCAGUGUUUUACAUAUAUCAAAAUGACGCGCAAGUCAAUUCUUUUGUUUCGGCUGGUUGGUUGGUUACAUGGUUUUAUCAAGUUUUCUCGUCGUCCUGGAUUUCUUCUGAUUUCUAGUCAUUUUCAUGACAUGACAAGCCUGGGCUGUAUAUAGUAUCGAUUUUGUUCUUGGCUUAUGGAUAGAAACACGUAUCUAUUUGACAUCAAAAAUCAUCGACCGUCUUCCCCACGUGAAAAUGAAGAUGCAAAAGCUCCACGCAUUCCACAUCGGAGAUCUUGAUUGCAAGAGACAAAUACCAGGAGAGACUUUGCACAAUAAAAGCAAAUUGAAUUUUCUUGCCUUAAUCAAGGAGGCGGCCAGUGGCCAGUGAACCCAUGCCGGACUGCCUUCCAUAUUCCAGUAAUUUAUUGUACAUUCCAUCAAACCGAUACGAAUUGCAACCCAUAGACAUGUGGAAUGUUGCAAAGUGGAAUAAAAAAUAAAAAAUAAUUGAAAACAAGGAAAUAACAAAUUCAAAACCGUCCCAUGAAGCGUUAGAGAAACAAGAAAACCCACUUAACACCCGUAGCCACCUCACUGAGCCGCAGAGAGAAAAAAAACAUUCGACCAUGAGGAAUUAAAAAAAGAAAAACCAUAUAAUAGAAGAGAAAGCAAGAAAACAAAAAAAAAAAAAACAAAGUCGUUUAUUUGGCAGACGAAGAGUACUUGGUGACAGCCUUUGUGCCUUCGGAGACGGCGUGCUUGGCAAGUUCACCUGGGAGGAUGAGUCUCACGCUUUAAAAACGAGAUGUUAGUGACGCGACGCGACUGGAUGACAUAUUGAUGGAACAGGCAAAGCUUACGAAGUCUGGAUUUCUCGAGAAGAGAUGGUGGAUUUCUUGUUAUAGGCAGCAAGCUUGGAGGCUUCGGUGGCAACGCGCUCGAAGAUGUCUACCAUUGAGGAAUUUGAUUAGUGGAUGCUCUGCGAAUAAUCAACGGGGGUAUUUAUCGCGACUUACCAUUGACGAAGGAGUUAAGGAUGGACAUGGCACGGUUCGAGAUACCAGUAUCAGGGUGGACUUGCUUGAGGACUAAGAAACAAAGACGCGUUAGUAAUGUGUUGUCAUAGCGAUUUUUCGAUGGAUAUACGGAUAUACGGGGAAAGUGAAGAGGGAGAGAAUAACAUACCUUUGUAGAUGUAGGAGGAGUAGGUUUCUUUUCUGGUCUUGGAUCGCUUCUUCUUCUCACCA